AUGAAAGGCUUUGUACAGAUCCUAGCCGGAGCGGCAGCUCUGAGCACUGCCCUUGCUGCCCCCAUAGGCGCUACCGAGGGAAAGCGCGACCUCCCCAUUCAUAUCAAGCCCAACAUCAAGUCUGUGGGUGUGUACGCCGCCGACGUGGGUACCGAUGCCGACAAGCGCGAUCUGCCCAUUCAUAUCAAGCCUUACAUCAAGUCAGUGGGCGUUUAUGCAGCUGACGAGGAGGACGUUGAGAAGAAGCGCGAUCUACCUAUUCACAUUAAGCCGUACAUCAAAUCUGUGGGCGUUUAUGCUGCUGAUGUCGAAGAAGACGAGAAGCGCGAUCUACCCAUCCACAUUAAGCCGAACAUCAAGGCCGUGGGUGUUUACGCCGCCGACGAGCCCACCGCAGAAGAUUAA
Molecule: messenger RNA, 405 nt
Organism: Didymosphaeria variabile
Lineage: Eukaryota; Fungi; Ascomycota; Dothideomycetes; Pleosporales; Didymosphaeriaceae
Exons: 2
Coding region: 1-405 (134 amino acids)
Source: RefSeq, a predicted model, not a curated record